Molecule: messenger RNA, 3789 nt
Organism: Seriola aureovittata
Lineage: Eukaryota; Metazoa; Chordata; Actinopteri; Carangiformes; Carangidae
Product: alpha-1-antitrypsin-like protein CM55-MS
Exons: 5
Coding region: 2327-3706 (459 amino acids)
Biological process (GO): negative regulation of endopeptidase activity
Molecular function (GO): serine-type endopeptidase inhibitor activity
Source: RefSeq, a predicted model, not a curated record
GGAGGAUGCCUACAGCUACAUCCUGGAUCUGAACAAAGAGGUUUUUCAACCAUAUAAUCAGCUGAAAAGACAAGUACUCAGCGUCAAAGAAGAAACAGCUGAAGAAAUGAAUGAAGAGUCAAAGAAUCCUGAAAUGUGUGAGAUAUUAAAUGGAAGUGGUGGAUGUAAACUUCAGGAAGGCUCCGUUGUGCAAAAUGCAGAUUUUGAUCUAGAAUCUGAAGUCGGGUCUCAGUCAGUGGUUCACAGGAAGUUUGAUUUGGACCAAAAUGAAAGUAGUUUCAGAGAUAUGACACACAAUAGACCUGUGUUUGACACAGAACCAGAGGAUGAAAGCAGUAGAAAAGAGGAGGAGGAGGAGGAGAGAGUUAGAAACCAGAUGAAUGAUUAUGGCGAGGAAGAGAGUGAGACAGAGGAGGUAGAAAAUGUUAGAUUGGUGACACAUGGAUAUGAUAAAACAGAGGCUCUGGUAGAUGAAGCAGAGAACGCAAAGAUUUUUGAAAUGCCUAGUUGGCACAAAGACGUUGAGAAAGACACUGACAGAGGGCUUUCUGUAAGAUGUAUACAAGUGAGUGAGGAGAGAGUAAUUGACAAAGAGGAAGAGGAAAAUUUGACAGCAUUUGAGGAAGGGCAGGAUAGACAGUUAGGGAAGAGAGUAGGGGAAGAGGGUAAUAUCAAGAGGGAAGAAGGUUCAGGGGUAGGAGUAAAUGAAAAAAUAUUCAUCGAUGAAGUCAAAGGUGUUGGUGCAGCUAGAGGUCACUCAGAAGAAGAAAAUGACAGGAAACACACUGUCCCCAGAAUGGAAGAUUUAACAAAGAACUGCAAAGAUGAAGACACGGAGGAAUACACAGGUGCAGUCGCAAAUUCAAAGGAUUUUGUGGCAGUGGAUGAGAAAGACGAGGGACUGAAGAUUAAGAAACGUAAACUAACUGCCAAGAAGGUAACAACAAUAGACCAUCUGGGUGAAACUACCCCAAAAAAUGACACUGAUGGAGUUGUUAACAUUCGUGCCGGCGAAGACAGUUGGACUUCUGCCUGCAGUGCAACCUCUCAGUCAUUCAGCAGUGAGGAAGGAUUCAUUCAGUCUUUAGCAGCCUCUUGUGACAUAACCCCAUUAGAGCUGGAAAUGCUGUUGGCCCUUUGGAUCCUGUUCUACUGCUGCCUCAUCCUACCUCAAAUGAACCUCUGAGCCCCCCUGCAGUAAACCCUUCUUAUUAAGAUAUGCUUAUUAGCCCAGUUUCCACUAAUGAGCCAAACAGGGACACUUAGGGCUGGGUUGACUCUUUAUCUGUGUCACUAAAUUUCCCUCAAGGCAACAUUUAAUGAUUAUGUUUGCUUCUUGCUUCCAGCAGCUAUAAUUUAUCACUUGGACUGUAUUUUCAGAUAAAUACAUAAUACCGAUCUCUAUUGUUACACAGAUUUUCAGCUGCUCGGUCUUAAACUACACACAUUAUUAACCAUGGUUUGUGAGGUGCUUUUGUCGAAGGCAUAACCAAAAUGCUUUCUUUACAUGAUGUAUUUUAAUAACAGAGAUAAUCCACAUGGUGGCAUUGCAGCAUCACAGCAGCGACUGUCUCACAUUGACUGUCUAUACAGCGUUCCGUCGACUGCUGAGGAAUCCAUAUGACCUGCUGUUUAAUUAGAGGCUGUAUUGACGUGGCGAGAUUAAGCUAAAAAUAUUUAAUGAGCGCUUUGACAUUUCAUAGACUCACUCACUGUGUCACUUGUGGCUUAGAACGUAUACUGUUUCAUUGUCUUCAUCUCAGAUACUGAAUGAGUUAAAGUUGAUCAACAAUUCAGGCUUUUCUCAUUAUAUUUUUAUGAUUAUAAGAUAUAAAUAAUAAAGAAAAUACUGGUUUUAUGUCAUAUAUCUCCCAGUGCUUUCCACAAGAUAGAAUCAGGCAUGUAAAUACUGUAUUUAUAGGGACUGUAGACAUAUUAGGCACAUGUAUAAUGCCUUUGUUGGAGUACCACUGUGUGCACAGCGAAACUAGAGCCAAAUUUAAGUGUGCAUCAGUUGCAUAAGUGUUCAAAAUCCAUGUUGACCAGAGUGUGUAUUAAAGGGGGGAAUGAGUCUGCACUGUCCUUAACUGUCUGCCACAAACACACAUCCACUGCUGGUAAAAUUCUAAGAAUCUGAAAAACAUGCUGCCAUUGUUUGCUUGGAGCUCAACCCAUAGGUCAAAAGCUCAGCCCCAUAGAUCGAUAUACUUUCAACACUACCACCACCCCCGCACCGAGCCAUGAGAACAACACUUCCCCAAAGCUGGAAUUUGGCUGGUCUUGUGUGUGAUCAACCUGCGGCGUCUGUUAAUCAGGCUGAACUAGGAUGGCGAGACAAGAGGCGAUGAUGUCUGUUGUGUAUAGUUUUACAGUGCUAGCAUUGCUAACAGGUUUCAUAGCAGAUGGGUCGGUUGCACCAAAGCCUGAGAAACUCUUUCUGCGAAAGGACCAAGAGGUCAAGCAGCAGCAGCAGCAGCAGCAGCAGCAGCAGCAGCAGCAGCAGCAGCAGCAGCUCAACACAUCAGCCCUAAACACAGCCUUGGCCUUUGACCUUUACCGUGACCUGGCCACCAGAACCACUGCUGAGCCUGAUGUCCAACAGCAGCAACAGCACAACAUCUUAUUCUCACCCUGGGGCCUGGCGUCAGCUCUGGGCCUGCUGUCCCAAGUCUCUGGGUCUGAAAGUCGGAGCCAGGCCCUGAAGACUCUGGGGCUGGCAGCCAACUCCACAGAGCAGAGCGUUGAAGCCACCAUAUCUUCUCUCACAGAUCUGCAGCGUAGCCUCACUCUACAAGAGGGAAGGAGUGGAGGUGGGAUUGGGGCCACGGCAGGGGUGGAACUUGAAAGAGCGAAUGCUGGAAACAGAACUGAGGGAGAUGAUGGGGCAGUGGGUGGGACUGGAAGUGAAGAUGGAGUCUGUGCUGGGGGUCAGUUAAGAGUGUGGAGCAGCCUACAUGUUGAUGGAAAACCUUCAAUAGACUAUGAUAGUUUUUUGUCCAGGCACCCAGGAGCCUCCGCCUUCAACGUCAGCUUUGAGACGCUGAAGAAAGACUUGCAGGCCUCUGACAAACUCAUACUCAACAAUUAUGUGUAUUUCAAAGGUCGUCAGCCAUUCAAUCAGCGCCACACAGUCCCACGAAGCUUCCAGCUGAAUGCCACAACCAGCGUGGAAGUCGCCAUGAUGUUCAGGGACGACUCGUCCGAGGUGAUGAUGCUGUACGACACCAACUGCUCAGCCACAGUAGUGCGGCUGGCCCAUUCAAAACGUCUGGCUUCACUGCUCCUUCUUCCUAAAGCCGAGCUGCAACCCCUCGAGGACUGCCUGUCUGACAGCCGCAUGAGCUUUUGGCUCAGAAACCUGAAGCCCGGGAGGGCAGAAAUACGUUUCCCUAAGUUCCAACUGAGGAAAUCCUACAGUUUAGAAAAGCUCCUGAGGAACUCCGGGGUAUCAUCCGUCUUCUCAGACUCAGCCGACUUCUCUGGACUGUCGUCAAAGAAGAAGCUGCAACUCAUCAAGGCUCCUCAUGUGGUUACGCUGGAGGUGGAAGAGUCCAAGUCGGUAGAUGGGGCGAGACCUGACAUCAUGCUGGACUUCUCCGUCCCCCAGAGAAUUACCUUCGACAGACCGUUCAUGCUCAUAAUGUAUGAGGAACUCACGGGGCUCGUCCUGAUCAUGGGGAGAGUUAUUGAUCCUACAGAUGUCUAGACUUGAGCGAACAUCUCUCACAGUCUCCUUUCUGUCCUCUUUUUGCUUUUGUUAUUGAUAUUAAACUGCAUUCAUUUACAUCA